Messenger RNA from Triticum urartu, 1542 nucleotides. NCBI's taxonomy places the organism in Eukaryota, Viridiplantae, Streptophyta, Magnoliopsida, Poales, Poaceae. The record is from RefSeq and is a predicted model, not a curated record.
GGUGCUCCUCUUCUUGGGCUCCUGCUGUGCUCGUCUGCUGAUCCGGUGAGCAAAUCCUCCUCCACUCGAUCGAUUCCGUCGUUUCCAUUACGCAUUCACGCUGCUCACCCACAAAUUUGUACUAUCGAUGAUUAGUUAGGGUUCAGUUCAGGAGCUCAAGCGCGCGGUAAUGGCGGCCCCCGCUGCUGAAGCCCCUGUUCUUCCGCCCGCCAAAAGGAACAAGGCGGAUCCGAGUCUUCUGCAUACCUCAGCGGCCCUUCCGGCCGCAGACUGGUCCGCCCUCCUGCCCGAUCUCGUCCGCCGCGUCGCUGACUCCCUGCUCGCCACCAACGACCUCGACUGCUACAUGGACUUCCGCGCCGUCAGCUCCGGCUGGCGCGCCGCCACCGACGACCCCAGGAGCGACCCCUCCGAUCCCCGCUUCCGCCCGCACCGGUGGGUCAUCCUCGACGACGGCGCCGACCCCCGCUUCCUCCCGUACCGGUUGGUGUUCCUGAACGACGGCGCCGACCUGCUCCUGCUGAACGCCGCCACGGGGCGCUUCCUCCGCAAGAGGACCCCGCUGCGCCGCCGCUACUCCGUCGUCGCCACCACUCCCGGCGGCCUCUUCGUCCUGGCCGACCGGAACAAUUCUCGAGCCGCCUGCGUCUUCAAUCCUCUCACCGGCGUCCUGAUCCGGUUCGCGGCACCCGUGCCCACCGAGGAGGUCGCCGUCGCCACUGUCGUCUUCGGUCGCGGCUCUUCGCCCACGCUCAACUUGUUCUGCGACUCUUCUCUGAACCUUUACAUGGCUGCUCCUGUCAGUGAAAGUUUCAACAAACAUAACAUUUCCACUUAUUAUUUCUUACGGAAGGCGGUCAGAGGCGGGUGGGGAUUAUGUUAUCCAUGGAGGUAUUUUGUUAUGUGCAAGAUCUUCGAUCUGAUCGAGUCGCUUCAUGUCGAUCCGAUCAAGUUCUUCUCUCAGGAUCUUCCUGGGGCCGGGCACACCAACGACCACAGCCGGUGUUUCCUUGUCGAAUUGGGUGGCCAAGUGCUGGUCGUCAUGAAGUUGCACCCAUGUGUCAAGGUUUUCAAGAUGGAUGUCGAUAGCAUCGUGCCAUCGUGUCUGUUGAGAGCAUCGGUAGCCAUGCCAUCUUCAUUGGUCAUCACAGGUGCCUGGCUCUUGACACCCAUAAGUUCCCGUCUGUUGAGGCCAACUGCAUCUACUGUGUUGAGCGUCUGGAUUCAUUUGCCUACAUCUGCAUGUACAAUCUCAAGGACGAGAAAUAUGAGAUGAUCUCAGCUGGGGCCGUAGAUUUCAUGAAGACAGACAAGCUGUUUGUCAUCGCCGCACACCGCCCUUUCACCAUCAUCCACCUUCUCUCCAGCUACACCAUCAAUGUCCGGGAUUCUCAACUGCCGCUACAACAGGACGCCAACUAACGUUUGGCUAUGAAGUGGUUUUAUUUUCUCUCUUAGUCUUGCUAUGAAACAGACUUGACUCUAGGUUAUUUUAACUGUGGUGGUGGAACUACUGUUUGUGGCCCAAAUUAGGACCUGAUA